Molecule: messenger RNA, 1597 nt
Organism: Haliotis rubra (blacklip abalone)
Lineage: Eukaryota; Metazoa; Mollusca; Gastropoda; Lepetellida; Haliotidae
Product: deleted in malignant brain tumors 1 protein-like
Exons: 8
Coding region: 226-1257 (343 amino acids)
Source: RefSeq, a predicted model, not a curated record
UCAGAGAAAGGCCCUUUGCUUGGGAAAUGAGUGCGGUUCCGAUCUACCGGCGUUCCACAGCCUGAGACAACAACUGUAUGUUGUGUUUGUGAGCCAGGACAACAACAACAGACUUUCAGGGUUCCGCGACGAAGCUUUCAAGAUGACAGGUGUGGAAGCAGGAUUCACACAGAUUAUUUCCAAACAGGGAAAAUUGUAGUUCGCGAGAACCAAUUCAGCCAUUCCAUGACAUGCCGCUGGUCUUUCACUGCUCCCGUUCACGUGUCCAGCUUCUUGGUAACCUUCAGAGAUGUUCAAGUACGCUGCCCUAGGAGUAAAAUUUCAGUAUAUGAUGGGCCAAGUGAUACAGACUAUAAACAGACAUGGAAUAUCUGUGACAACCAGGAUUAUGCCUACUUGAUUCCCGGGCCAAGUAUGUUCAUCAAGUUUGAUAACAAGAGCAACAGAACAGGAUACAGCUCAUUUAAAAUUAACUACAGAGGGUACCUCAACACAGCUUGCAGCCUGAAAGGAGGUCAAGUUGUAGCAGAAACAAUAAAAGUGAAACGUGAGACAAAUAUAUUGAUGUCCCCAGGAUACCCUGAAAUGUACCCAGACCGAAUACAGUGCGUGUGGCAACUGCAAACAAGUUUAGAUGAGGAUGUUAUAAAGCUGGAAGUUAUUGACCUCAACCUUAAUCGCAAACCAUUAUGUUUUGACCAUGUCAGCUUAUACAAUGGGCAUGUGUCUGACUUGCUCAAGGACCCAGAGAUAGUUUGGUGUGGCGUGGAGAAGAAAGUUUUCUACAGCGAAGGUCAAAAUAUGACAAUUGUGUUUUUGACCAAUGAGGUUGGAAUUGGGACAGGUUUCAAGAUUAAAUACCAGGCGAUUGAUAAACACGACACAAUAACUGAUCAAGUUCAAACCAGUUCCAGCGCGAAUAUUUCAGUCACAGCAAUAAUAGGUUUCAUUGCUGGUGUCAUCGUCAUCAUCAUAAUCAUAGCUGUGGUAAUCAAAAUAGCCUCAAGGUCCAGAACCCAGUCUCCAGCUGUCCAGACAUCUGCUGGUCCACAUCCUCAGACACGGGACCAGGCUGCCCCUUUUCUCACGGCCACCUCACACCGCAGUACCACAGAUCCUAGUGCACCGCCACCAGCGUACCAGGAUGUAAACUUCCUGCCUGUCACAGACCCAACAGGGCCAUCUAUGCUACCUCCCAGUUAUGAAGAUGCUGUGUCAAAAGGAAUGAUAGAAAAAGACUCUGAAACUAGGUUUUGAGGAAUCAUGUCUGUACAUCAGUACAAUUUUACUUUUAAAGAGACGUUACCAGGGUAGGUGAUAAGUGACUCAUUCAAAGAAGGGGCAAUUCGGUUGCUUUUUUGUGUAUUUGUACAAGGCCACUCUCAGGAACGAUCACAUAAGUUGCCUCUUCUGACAAACAUGGGUUGCUGAAGACCAACUCUAACCCAGAUCAUCACAGGUCUAUGAAAGCCUGUAAACAUUGCAGUCUGGAACAGGCAAAGCCAAGUCAAUGCUGCCUAUAAGUGAGUGAGUUUAGUUUUACGCGCCACAUUCAGCAAUAUUCCAGCUAUAUGGUGGCGGUCUGUAAAUAAUUGAG